This is a messenger RNA of Macrosteles quadrilineatus (aster leafhopper), 515 nucleotides long. It is a transcript of the gene ND-15, whose product is annotated as NADH dehydrogenase [ubiquinone] iron-sulfur protein 5. The record is from RefSeq and is a predicted model, not a curated record. The transcript is spliced from 3 exons. NCBI's taxonomy places the organism in Eukaryota, Metazoa, Arthropoda, Insecta, Hemiptera, Cicadellidae. Bases 113 to 424 code for a protein of 103 amino acids.
CGUGCGUGGGACCUGGUCACUUUUUUGUAGGUUAAGUGGGAGUCAACAGAUCAGAACAGUUGUAGAUAGCCUAUUGUUUCUUAUUUUGGAGAAUUUAAUACAUCUAUAGAAGAUGUCUCUCUACAAGGAACCGAUUAUUCGCUCACCAUUUACUGAUUUGACGGGAAACUUAGGUCACCACCAACAUUUCAGUCGCUGUGCUGACUUUGAGAUGGCCAUGAUGGAAUGUAUGGAAGCAUAUGGCAUGCCUCGCGCCGAGGUCAAAUGUAAAGAUCUCAUUGAUGACUUCAAAGAGUGUCACUCACAGCGUAAACAGAUCAUGAGAGAGAACGCUAUGAGGAUGGAACGCCACAAGCAGCUGUUGAAAGGGGAACGCUCCUGGAAAGAACACUACGCUCCAGCUCCCAAACCUGACAGCUAUUAGUUGGAUCAACUUUGGUAGAUACAUAAAGUCUCGAAUUGUAUCAUUUUGUUAGAUGUGCUAAUAUUAAUUACAUGUAUGGUUUUUGUUAAAA